Penicillium atrosanguineum is the source of this 1497-nucleotide messenger RNA. RefSeq lists its product as uncharacterized. The transcript is spliced from 6 exons. Gene Ontology annotation, molecular function: acid phosphatase activity. The record is from RefSeq and is a predicted model, not a curated record. Bases 1 to 1497 code for a protein of 498 amino acids. NCBI's taxonomy places the organism in Eukaryota, Fungi, Ascomycota, Eurotiomycetes, Eurotiales, Aspergillaceae. Gene Ontology annotation, cellular component: fungal-type cell wall.
AUGGCCAACUCUUUGUCUAUCCUUUCAGUUUCUUCUUUAAUGUUGGCUGCCGCGGCUAAUGCCGCGACGCUGGCCCCAGCGAAUGAUAUUUUGUUUCCUUCGACCUCGAACUCCCAGAACCCUUUGAUCUAUUCUGGAGGGAACACUCCUUGGUAUGCCGGUCCCAAUGUCAAUGGUAUGAGUAAUUCUGUACCCAAGACAUGCACCGUGCAGCAAGCGGCAUAUGUCGUGAGACACGGUAGCAGAUUCCCUGAUUCUGGCUCUUAUUCAUCUUGGGUCAAUCUUCACGAGAAGAUCCAAAUCGCCGUCAACGGCUCUGGUUUCAAGGCUCGUGACGAGCUGGCCUUCAUUUCCGACUGGAGCCCGGUUCUGACCAACCCAACUUUGCAAAUUGCUCAAGAAACUAUGACUGGAUGGAAGGAGGCUCGCGAUCUUGGUUAUCAACUCCGGGCUCGCUAUCCCGACUUCUACGAGGACGGUAACCCCUUCUACGUUUGGGCGAACCAGUACGCCUCUCCUAUCAUCAAGUCUCGAGUAGUCCAGACCGCGCGCGCGUUUGUUCAGGGUUACCUCUACGGCUUUGCUAGCACCGCAGGCACCGUGGUCAGUGUCAACUCGACCGGCUCUAUUAGCGCCAUUGGUAAUUCACUGGGACCUUCAGAUGGGUGUCCAAGUUUCGCGGCCGGAUCCACUGGAGGAAACAAUGUCACCAACUUCGAUGCUACUUGGGUCCCGACGGCUCUGAAGCGCAUCAAUUCCAUGAUCAGCGGAAACCUGACCUUUGAUGAGACCGACAUCCUGUUCUUCCCCUAUCUGUGCGGAUACGAGAGCCAGAUUACCGGUAAUAUCAGCCCGUGGUGCAGCGUGUUCACCCAGAAAGAGCUGCAAAACUAUGCCUACUCCCAGGAUCUUAGCUACUACUACAGUGUCGGCCCCGGAGCCGUUGGUGGACCGGCACCUAAGCUUUUCCUGCCUUUCCUCCAGAGCCUGACCACUUUGUUGAGCAAGGGGCCUGGCCAGACCGGUAUCGCCGCUGAUGGCGGCAAUUUCACCGUUCCCAACCUGAUCAUGGCUUUCCUCAAUGAUAACCAGAUCGCCGAGAUGACGGCUGCCAUGGGUAUGUUCGAUAAUGAGGACCCUCUGCCCGAUGACCACGUCCCCAAGGAUCACCUUUAUAAUGUCUCUCACUUCAUCACCAUGCGCGGUACUGUUGCCUUUGAGGUUCUGAACUGCGAGGUUGGCCAUGGAAGAAAGACUUCUGACGAGCUCUACCUUCGCAUUAUGUUCAACGAUGCCGUUUACCCUAUUCCCCGCUGCCAGAACGGUCCCGGCAGUAGCUGUUUGCUCUCGGAUUACAUCUCGAUGAUUGAGAAGAAGAGCAAGAAAGCCGGCAACUGGCUCGACUACUGCGAUGUGACUGAGACUACGGAGCCUGUGGCUGGAGCUAGCUUCUUCACUGAUCUGUCACUGGACUUUUUGACUAUGGUCAGCCCGUGA